Aureobasidium subglaciale EXF-2481 is the source of this 429-nucleotide messenger RNA. RefSeq lists its product as uncharacterized. The record is from RefSeq and is a predicted model, not a curated record. NCBI's taxonomy places the organism in Eukaryota, Fungi, Ascomycota, Dothideomycetes, Dothideales, Saccotheciaceae. The coding region runs from base 1 to 429 and encodes 142 amino acids. The transcript has 3 exons.
AUGAAGAGCCGCAUACAUCCCUCCCAAGCCGGCCUCAACGCAGACACCUGCAGCCAGGCUGGGGCGGGGCAGGCCACCGCAUCGGAAGGUCGCCCCCAUCACAUCAUCAAGUUUCGAAGAGAAGCUCCGCAUACAUCCCUCCUCAGCUGGCCUCGACCCAGACGCCUGCCGCCAGGCUGGGGUAGGACGUCGUGGUCGCCUGCUGGAGUCAAGUCACAACGUGCCCAACCGCGUGACGAGACUUCAGUAGGUCAUUACGACUUCUCGUACCUACGCAUCGACUUCUCGAACAACUUCAAGGGUGGCUACGCCUUCGUCAACUUCUGCAAGCCAGAGUACAUCACCAGCUCCGUGCGGAAGCGCGUUGGUCACCCUUGGGGCAUGUACGGCUCGCUGACGAAGUGCGAAGUCUCAUACGCCACAAUCUAA